Molecule: messenger RNA, 4056 nt
Organism: Effrenium voratum
Lineage: Eukaryota; Dinophyceae; Suessiales; Symbiodiniaceae
Source: the annotation of a GenBank genome assembly
CAAAGGCAGCCCCCGACUUUCUACGCGCCGCGCCGUGCCGUUGUCGCUCCUUUGGCAUGGAUGUCUGGCUUGCUGGGGCGUCUGCACCUUGCCCGGGCCAACCACGUGGUCCGACCAGGAUCUCGGGAUCGCGACACUCCUCGGCGCCCCGGAGGUAUGGCAGGUGUGCACCAAGCCGCCGUGGCGGCUUUGGGGCUGAGGAUGGCGGCCAGGCACAUGGCCAAGGCUCAGGUACGUCUCUUGCGGAAUUACUCCGAGUCAAAGCAGAUUGAGAUCCUGAGCGCAGAGGCCAUGGAUGCGCUGAGGCCGGCGCCGCCGGGCGCCUUCCGGAAAGCGCUCCUGGAGGGCUUCGGGAGAGAGGUGCAGAGCUUCAGCCCGGAGGUGCACCAAGGGGACCGGCGCCGGCUGCUGCAGCGCCUGCGGAGGUGCCGCCUGGGGGAAGACUUGGCGUCGCUGGGCCUGGAGGCUGAGGAGGCGCGAAAAAUCACGCAGGCGUAUGUGCAAUCCCUUUGGACUUUGGCUGCCCGCCGGGGCUUGGCCGUAGACGCCAAGGGCAGCAAGAUGCGCAGUGCAGCCGCAGAUUUAGCUCGAGCAUUCCUUUCAGAGGAAGCUUGUCCGCAUCCAGUUGCUGAUGGCCGCUUGCCUGUUCAGCCCUUUGUGGAUGGCGAGACGGUUGAGCGGUGGAGGCUGGUGGGGUCCUGGCUGUCGGAGCGCGCCAUGGAGCGGGAGCCGGACAUGCUCUUCAAGGCCGAGGACUUCCAUGAGGCGGUGGCGCCUUUUUGGCGCGAGCAGCUGGAACGGGUGAACCGCCCCGAGGCUUUGCGCCUGGUGCGCCACCUGGGUGGGGACAACCUCUUCGGCUGGCUGAAGAGCAUGGCAUCCUCCAAGCCCACGGGCCUCUUCCAGCAAGCGCUGGCCUGGAAGUCCCAGCAGCCCCAUACCGUGCUGCUGGUGCAGGUAGGCGACUUCUUUGAGGCCUGGGGUGUCGACGCGGUGAUGCUGGUGCAGUGGUGCGGCCUGAAUCCCAUGGCCAGGAGGGCCCGCGCUGGCUUUCCGGUGAACGCUGCAAGCCUGCAGCAGACCGUGGACUGCCUCACGCGCGCCGAUUUGUCGGUGGCCGUGUACGUCCAGUCGGCCGAAAAGAAGACCGUGCGAGUGCUGCGGCAAGUGCUGACCCCCGGGGCUCCAAGCUACCUCCACGGACACGAGCUCGGCAAGGAGACCAUCGGCGAGUUCAGUGAGGGGCGGCCAUACAUUGCCAUGCGCCUGAGGACAGAUGGCCUUCUUUUUGCCGAGAUUCGGCCCUUCCGGCGGGAGGUGCGAUUCCGCGAGGACGUCACGCCGGAGGCGGUGGAGGCGCUGUUGGCGGAUCAGGACGGGGUGGCGUGGCCCAUCUUCGUGGACGGCUCCAAGCGGUCCUUCCUCCAGGCCAACAAGUGGAAGUGGUUUCCAAAGCAGCGCCGCUGGAUGAAUCUGCCGCCUGAGGUACAGGACGACUACUUCCUCCAGCGAUGUUGCCAGGAGUUGUGCCACACGCUGCAGCUUUCGCAGGACCCGCCCUUCGUCCAGGUUCGGCUCAACACCGCCGGGGCUUUGCAGCCGUUGACCUUGUCGACCUCCAAGAACCUGGGGGUUCUGCAGCGGGACGGUGUGCCGCUCUUGGUGGACCACGCGCUGCCGGAGGCCGCCCCCGCCUCCACGCGGCGCUUGAUGCGGCGCUGGCUGCUGGCGCCCAGGUCCCAGGACACCGUGUAUGCGAUGCGAGAGCUGCUGCAGGUCUUUAUUUCUAGCCAGGCUCUGGUCUUGCCACCGCUGCAUCGUGUGCCACCGGUGGCAAAGGUUAUUGCAUUCAUCACGGCCCGGACAGGGUCUGAGCGAUUAUUCCGGGACAUCCAGGAUUGUUGCCAGGGGUUGCAGAUGAUUCUGGCAAAGGAGAGGUAUGGAUCGCUUUGGGAUCCACUCCUUAAGAUCGUGGCCGCGGACACCGGCUCGGAACUGCAUCGCGAUGACUUUUUGCGGGACCUGCGGCAAGUGCUGGACCUGAUCCAAGAUCGCUUGCAUGACUCCGCCUCAGCUGAUGAUCCCUUAGCAGAUUGCAGCGUCUCCAAAGAUGCUGAUACCCAGCGUGCCGUGGAACGCCUCUUCGAGUCCAACGAAGCCUUCCGCGGCAUUGCGUCGCGGGCGCAGGAGUCAGUUGCAGCCGCCUACAAAGGUGUUCAAGAUGCCAGAGAUCACUUGUGCCAAGCGCUAAAAGAAGGCCUGCCGGCCAAGCACAGCGAUGCAUUGGUGUAUAACCCAUUCGACAAUGACCUGUGCUUCAAGCAGAAGCCAAGAAAUGACAGCCAUGCUGCGCAUGAUCGCAAGGGCAAGGCCAAGAAGGACCGCUUCACCACAAAGAAGCUUGAGGCGGCUCUGAGCGCGUAUCUGAGCGCGGCGAAGCGCGCGGAGCUCGCGGUGCAGCAGAGCUUGGAGCAGCUCUGUGAUGAGCUGAGCGGCCACGUGUCAGCACUUCGUGGCACAGUGGCUGCCGCCGAGCUGCUGAUGACUGCGCACGCACACGCGUCUCAUGCUUCCAGACUUGGCUGGUGCUUGCCAGAGCUCAACGGCACGAAGCUGCAAGCCACCAUUGCACCAUAUUGGAUGGACCCGGGGGACGCGGUGUGGUCGCAUGUGGAUUUGGACCUCUGCGGCGCCAUCGCCACGGGGCCCAACAUGUCGGGCAAGAGCACCCUGAUGCGGGCCAUAGGCGCCUCUGCGCUGUUGGCGAACUGCGGCUUCCUUUGUCCUGUGAAGCCAGGCGCGACUGUGCCGCAGUACCAGCAGGUGGUCUUCAUCUCAGCGGAAGGAGACCGUCCAUCCGAGGGUGUCAGUGCGUUUGGCCGCGAAGCCAUGAUCUCAGCCUCGCUUCUGCGGCGUGCUGGCCAGGGCACACUGGCGCUGGUGGACGAGUUCGGCUCUGGUACCGAGCCUCGCGCUGCCAAGGCAGCGGUUUGCGCACUCCUCGAGGAACUCUCCGCGCAAAGCACGCAGUUCGUGGUGGCCACUCAUCUCCACGACAUUGUGGAUGUGGACCUCAGAUUGGAUGGCAAGGCGCAGCCCAUCGCGUGGCGCAUGGGUAUGAAGAAGACCGGAGGGUUCCCGGUCUGGACCUACGCCUUGGAGCUGGGCGUGUGCCGGGACUCCUUGGCCGCCCACACCUUGGAGCACUUCGGGUGGCCGGCGCGGGCCCUCGGCCGCUUCCAGGCGCUGCUGGCGCCGAACGCGGCGCAGUCGGAGGUGGAGACGAAGGACCCGAGUGGUUCUCCGAACGCCCCCGAGCCGGAGCCGGAGCCCGCAAAGGAGCCGGAGCUGUCGGAGGCAUCGAGCGUCGACUCCGUAGAAGCAGUCACUGAGAUGAUGGCGGCACUCAAGGAUGAGAGCGAUGUCCUGCUGCUGCAGCCGCAAGACAUGCUGCCGGCACCGCUGUGCGCAGGAAAAGCGGUGCUCUACGCUUUGCUCCUGAGCGGCCGGCUAUACAUAGGACAAAGCGACAAUAUGCAGCAGCGACUGCGACAGCACCGGCAACGCUUUGGUGAGCGCUUGGAGGGGCUGCUGCUACUUCCCGUGGCCAACACCGGAGAGGCGAGGCGCCUGGAGACACGGCUCCAGCGGCAGCUGCUGCUGCGGGGCUUUGCGCUGGAGAGUUCCCAGGAUGCCCUGCACAGGAACUUCUCCGACGAGGCUGCGGCUGAGGCAGAGGACGAGGCGAUGCGGCUGCGGCGCAUCGCGGAAGAGCUCCUCGAGAUGGCCCACCGCCGCUGAGGGCUGGCGCCGGCGCUAAGCCUGCCGCGAGAGAGAAGCGGCCAAAGAGAGGCGGCAAGAUUGAAGUGUUCCGAUUUUUUUGGUGGUUUUGAAAGGAAAAAGAGGAGAACCACCCAUCUUGGGGGGCCCCUAGAAAAAAAGAUGCCCAAUUGGUCCGUGCCGGGACUGUUGCAAGGCUUUGGGGAGCUAAUUCAGUGCAGGCGUCGAAUGGGAGCACUGCAACACAAGCAGUGCCUAAGAGCCGUCGCAACGCGC